CAAGGUGCGCGAAAGGUUAUCUGUCUGUCUGGUGCUCUACAACUUUAUUCGUUGUCCAGGGGACAAAUUUCGAAAUAUUAAUCCCCUCUUAUAAAAUAUGGAUUUCUAAAGAGCUACAGAUAAAAAGUAAAGGGGAUAAGUGGAUUUUAUAAAGCCGAGCAAAGUUUUAUUUUAAAGUUUUUAAAAGACCUUUUCACAAAUAACCAUCAAAAUGGUUCUUUCCCAAAGACAGAGAGAUGAAUUGAAUAAAGCCAUUGCUGACUAUCUUAGUUCGAAUGGAUAUGUCAGUGCUUUAGGAGAAUUCCAAAAAGAGGCCAAUAUAACAAAUGAGAUUGAUAAGAAACAUGCUGGCCUCUUAGAGAAAAAAUGGACAUCUGUUAUCAGAUUGCAGAAAAAGGUUAUGGAUUUAGAAUCCAAGCUAACAGAAGCUGAGAAAGAGUUUAGUAUUGGAGCUCCAACAAGAGAUAAGCGCAGUCCAGCUGAAUGGAUUCCUAGAGCUCCAGAACGGUAUGCUCUCAGCGGUCAUCGUAGUCCAGUGACUAAAGUUUUAUUUCACCCUGUUUUUAGUGUAGUUAUUUCGGCUAGUGAAGAUGCCACUAUAAAGAUAUGGGAUUAUGAAACCGGUGAUUAUGAGAGGUCAUUAAAAGGCCAUACAGAUUCUAUACAAGAUAUAGCUUUUGAUCAUACCGGUAAACUGUUAGUUUCUUGCUCGGCUGAUAUGAUGAUUAAGUUAUGGGAUUUUCAAGGAUUUGAAUGUCUGAAGACAAUGUUUGGACAUGAUCAUAAUGUUUCGAGUGUUACAUUCAUGCCAAGUGGUGAUUUUAUAGUCUCUGCUUCUAGAGAUAAAACUAUUAAAAUGUGGGAAGUUGCAACUGGAUACUGUGUUAAGACAUUUACUGGACAUCGUGAAUGGGUCAGAAUGGUAAGAGUUAAUAAAGAUGGUUCGCUGCUGGCCAGCUGUUCUAAUGAUCAGACUGUUCGUGUAUGGGUUGUUGCUACUAAGGAAUGUAAAGCUGAAUUAAGAGAACAUGAACAUACUGUAGAAUGUUUAGCCUGGGCCCCAGAAUCAGCUUACCCUUCAAUAGGGGAAGCAUCAGGCUCAGAUUCCAAGAAAUCACCAGGACCAUUCAUUGUAUCAGGAUCUAGAGAUAAAACUAUGAAAAUGUGGGAUGUUGGAAGUGGAAUUUGUCUAUUUACUUUGGUUGGACAUGAUAAUUGGGUUCGAGGAGUAGUCUUUCAUCCAGGAGGACUGUAUUUACUCAGUGCUUCAGAUGAUAAAACAUUACGAGUAUGGGAUAUCAAAAAUAAGAGAAACCACAAAACUCUAGAAGCACAUUCACACUUUACUACGUCAGUAGAUAUGCAUAAGAGUUCCCCAUAUGUGGUAACUGGUAGUGUGGAUCAAAGUGUCAAGAUUUGGGAAUGUAGAUAAAUACAGUAGAAGCUAGGCAUUGUUAAUGUUGAAAAACACUGGUAUUUUACAAAACAGUUGAUAUGUUAGCAAAAAAAUCUUAGAAAAUCCUUAUUAGACUUAAAUAGUCUUUAAUAUAUAUAGUGCUUUUAAAUUUCUUAACACUUCUCACCGUUUGAAGUUAUUUUUUGCCAUCUUUAAUUUUAUGAAAAAAUGUCACUUGAUCUAAUUUGCAAUAUUACCAACUGUUUUGAACCAGGUCGACUUGAAAAACACCUUCAGUCAAUGAUUUUUCAAUGUAAGACAAAGGGAAGUAACCACCAUCUCGCUUCAGUAAUCGCUCAUGCACCAGUUUGUUAUAAAUGUGGGCUUACAGUAUCCCGAUUAUGAAGCUAGCUCUCAAUGUAUAAUUUAUUGAUAUUAUUAAUAAUGAAUUAUUCAAUCUAUGUGCUAUUUAUUAAUUGUGAUAUUUUUUUCUCUCCUUAUAUAUUGAUUUCAUUGAAUUCAUAUGACCAGGGUAGAGUGACACAUGCCGAAAAGUUACUUUGAUAGAGGACUGCUGCUUUGCGACAAAAUUUACUAAGAAAAUUCGUGGACAGUAAUAAGAGAAUUCAUACAACAUUGUAUUGCAAUAUACUUAGAUCAAAUUUUAAUACCAUUUUGUAACUACAUGGCUUCUAAACAAAGAGACUGUUUUGAUUGAGGUCACAUUUUUUUCAUUAUUUAUCAUUUACUUUGUUUAAAAAAUCAAGCCUGUUAAAUUGGUCCAAUGCCUUCUUUAGCUGUGCUGGAUAAGUCGAAAACAAAGCACUGUCUUCAUUAAUGAAUAUAGGCAUUUGAAUAUAAUGAUUAUCAACAUAAAAUAGCCCAAAUGGUAGUGAAGCUUACCACAAUAUUGGGAAAGGGAAGAUGCAAACAAAAUGGCAUUUAACAUCUUAUAUUCUGUUUUAUAUACUCUUAACACAAAUAAUUAUCUUCAAAAUAAUUGCCAUCUUUCGUGAAUAUUGAAUAUAAUAAAUCAUUUGUGUUUAACUCUAUUUAGAAGAGAGCACAUUUCUAUUUGACUUUUGAGGUUAUUUCGUCUCUCUAUGACAUGACCUGAUGAUGUUUGGUUUGGCGAUCAAGUUCAACAAGAACCUUACCUAAUUCUAAUUAUUGAACUCUUCUUGUCGAUCUGUAACAUGCUUGUGUGGAAGUGUUCACUAAAAUGUGGAGGGGUGUCAAGUUAUGUCUAGCCCAACCUCCCAACCAUUAGUCAUGCCUGUUGUAAAGGGAUUUUAAUUUCGUAAUUUGUUAAUUAGGUCAAGAUAUCUUUAAUUUUCGAUUCUCUUCUGCAGACUCAAAAUUCUUUGGAAUUUUCUGAUAAUUGAGCUAUCAUGCCACAUUAAAGUCCAACAUUGUAGAGUUUAAGAUUGAGAUUUUUUUUAAUAUUAAAGAACACUGCUAUUAUUAUCAACCAAAUAUUUGAUGUGCUUGAUAGUUACUUAUUAUUAUUAUUGUUAUUGUAUAUAUUUGUAUAGUUCAUUGAUACUUGUCUUCGCUUUGUGUAAUUUAUUGUUUUCAAUGUAGUGCUCAGUGAGCUCAGUUUCUUAUAAAUUGUCAAUUUGACAUCCUUAAAGCAGACUGGAAAUAUUUGGUUAAGAAAGUAAUAGCAGGAAUGGUGACUCAAAUCUUUCUCCCAGUGUUCAACAUUUUGAAGGUUUUGGUUGAUACUGUUAAAAGUUUAUUUUGGUUUCUAAAAGGAAUAUUCUUUCUUUUAUGAACAUUAAGAAAAAAAUGUUCAAAAUCAAUCUGAUUAAAAAAAAACUUAAUUUGUAAUUGUUCAUUUCAACUAUGAUAUAUAUAUAUAGAUUUCAACAUUUACAAGGUGAGAAUUGGUGCACAUUGUCACUUCAAGAUAGCUCAUACAAAAAUAGAUACUUCUGAAAGAUUAAUUUUCAAAUAGAUUGUUUAUAAGAAACUGCGCUUAAAUUUAGUAAAAAUAAGAACAAAAUUCUGAUUUAAAAAACUGAAAAAAAAAAAAAAUUGACAUGUGCUUGAGUGCAGUAGAAUCAUUUAAUUAUUCAACAAUACCACUGUUGCUCUUUAUUAUAGCUUUUGUGCAAUUUUGCCCUUUCGGAUUGAAUAUUUGCAUUUUUCCAUUGUUGCUUAUUAGUUUUAUUGGAGAUCAAGUUGUUAGUUUGAUGUCAUACUUUGGUUAGUGGCAUAUGAGAAAAAUGAAAGAUCCUUUUAUGAUUUAAGGUAAUCUAAACGAUCGCAUUUCAAUGCUUGACAGAAAACAGGUGAAAAUACUUUUAAUGUAGUACUUGUAUUUAAGCUUUUGAUUAUGACUACAAGACGUGAUGCAUCUGUCCAAAGUGAGUCAUUUUACCCCUUUCUUUAGGUUUGUGCAAUGUACUAUUACUGGUAUUGAGUGUUGCAAUGUGUUAUCUGAGCUGAUUCAAUGUUGCUUCCAUCUGGAGAAGAAAUCAGGCUGGCGUUGAUUUCUUAAGACUUCUAUCACAUUUGUAUAAUUCUUGUCAACUGAACUCAAGAUGUAUAGGGUAUUAGUUUCAGAGUGUUCUUAAAACUUACGAAAUAAAACACAAACCCGGUUUCUAAGGCGUGAAUUUUUUUUCUUUAACUUACAUGAAUAUUCUUUCAAGUUAAAAUUUUUUAGAUAAAUGCAGGUGAUCUGGUAAAUUGUGUUUGAACUGUUAGCACAAAUACAUAUACCUAGAAAACACAUUAUUUGCAUUGUUCUUGUGAUAUAGAUGUUAAAUAGUUCUUAUUACUGGUCUCAAGCAUAAUCUCAUUAUAUUUAAAUUAUGGCAUAUUUCUUAUUAUUACAAAAUAUUUAUUAUUUCACUUCAAGUAGAGUAGUUUCUAGAUGACGUAGAUAAACCCUGUAUAAAACUUUGAUUAAUUCAGAUAUAUUUUUCAAUCAAAACUAUGAUAGAAACUAGAGAGUCCACAAUGUUAUUGGCCAAAGGAAAAGUAACAUCUGUAACUGAAAUUUUGGAUGCAUUACACAAAGACUUAAUUUACACAGAGUUGGACCUACUUCGAACUAAUAUAACAUAAAUUACAGGGUUUAUCAGGAUAGAAUUAGUCCUUUAUCAAUGGUGUAUGGAGAUAGGUUUAGCAAUUUAUGUAGUGUACAGACAUUUUCUUUUGUAAUUAUUUUUAACAAAGCACAUUUGUAGAAAAAAGUUGAUCUUAAAAACGUUUUCUUUACUUCUUACUUUUAAUUCUUUCACUUCUGAAAUUUGAAAUGCAAAAAAUUUAACGUUAUUUGCAUUCCAAAUAAUAAAAUUUUGGGACUUUUUUUUUUCUUUGUAAAUCUUAGUUUCAUUUAUUUUCUUAAAAUUGACUCUAAAUGAUGUCUCGUGGCUAAUAUUUUUAAGGAUUAAAAAUUUGACAAAAAUACUUUAUAAAGAUAUAAAAUAAUUAACAAAAUUUAUAGCUUGAUGUUUUGGCAUAGAUUGUUUUGGACAUUCUACUCAAAUUUUCUUGGUAUGUCUAUUAAAGAUUGAAGACUGAUGGAAGUAGUUAGGAAAAUAAGUGGAAUUGAUUUCAUAUUAAAUGUCUUAAAAGCAGGAAUAUAUUAAAAGAUUAAUGAAAUUAAAUUUGGCAUUAUGGAAGUAUUACCAAAAAAUUGAUUAGUAACAUUCCAUUUUGAGUUUUUCUUAACACACCAGUGAAGAUUUCCUAAUCAAAUAUUUUCAAAUUACAAGUUAGAAAACUGAACUAUUACUGAUAAAUUGUCUUUGUCUAUAUGAUAUAAAAUAAUGUGGUUAUUGUUAGAUUGUCUAUCAUGUUUAUUAUUAUAAUGCUAUUUGUCCAACACCACAGUAAGUUCUAUGUCAAUAAAUUAUAGAAAAAAAA
This is a messenger RNA of Lottia gigantea (owl limpet), 5278 nucleotides long. RefSeq lists its product as hypothetical. Gene Ontology annotation, biological process: brain morphogenesis; nuclear migration; establishment of mitotic spindle orientation. Gene Ontology annotation, molecular function: microtubule plus-end binding; dynein complex binding. The record is from RefSeq and is a predicted model, not a curated record. NCBI's taxonomy places the organism in Eukaryota, Metazoa, Mollusca, Gastropoda, Lottiidae. Gene Ontology annotation, cellular component: neuron projection; cytoplasmic microtubule; kinetochore. The coding region runs from base 212 to 1432 and encodes 406 amino acids. The transcript has 13 exons.